AUGGCGACCGACGGUAACGCCCUCGCCCUCCAGCUCCAGCAGCUCGGCAUCGACGGCGUCGAGUCUUUCCCUGGAUGCCACCCUGACACCAACCCUGUCGACAUCUACCGAUCCCACAUCACAGGCCUCCUGGCACCCAUCACUGGUGUUGAUCCCAAGAUCAUCUACCCCGCCAUCCAGUGGACUCAGACUCUUGACAAGGGCGAUGCUAUUCUUGCCGUCCCCGCCCUCCGAGUGAAGGGCAAGAAGCCUCAGGAGCUUGCUGAAGAAUGGGUUUCCAAGUUCCCCGAGUCUCCUCUUAUUGAGAAGCCUACUGCCGCUGGCCCCUUCAUCUCCUUCUUCUUCAAGCCCGGCAAGCUUACUAGCAUGUUGAUCCCUACAAUCCGAAAGCAAGCCGACAACUACGGAAAGAGCCUUUACAAUGGUCUCCGAGACCCCAACGACCCCAACUCGGGCAAAAAGCGCAUGAUUGUCGAGUUUUCUUCCCCCAACAUUGCCAAGCCUUUCCACGCUGGUCACCUGCGAAGUACUAUCAUCGGUGGUUUCCUCGCGAGCUUGUACGAGAGCGCCGGCUGGGAGGUUACCCGAAUGAACUACCUGGGUGACUGGGGUAAGCAGUAUGGUCUGUUGGCUUUGGCCUGGGAGAAGUGGGGUGAUGAGGAAGCUCUGAAAGCUGACCCUAUCAACCACCUUUUCAACCUCUAUGUCCGAAUCAACGUCGACCUGUCUGCUGAGAAGGAGCAGAUUGCGCAAAAGAAGGGUCUUGGCGAGGAUACUACUGCUCUUGAGGCCAACUCUCUCGAUGAGCAGGCCCGAAAGUACUUCCGACGAAUGACAGAUGGUGACCAAGAUGCGGUUGACCUGUGGCGACGAUUCCGAGACCUCAGCAUUGUUCGAUACAAGAAGACUUAUGCCCGACUCAAUAUUGAGUACGACGAGUACUCAGGAGAAUCUCAGGUCCCUGAAGCAGAUAUGGAGAAGGCUGCCAAGGUUCUUGCUGAGAAGGGACUCACUGAGGACGCUAACGGCGCUGUACUGAUCGACUUCUCCAAGCACGUUCCUGGCAAGGCCGGCAAGAGUCUUGAGAAGGUCAUCCUUCGAAAGAAGGAUGGCACUGCUCUGUACCUUACCCGAGACAUUAGCGAGCUUCUCAACCGACAAGAGAAGUACAAGUUUGACCGUAUGAUCUACGUUAUUGCUUCUCAACAAGAUCUCCACUUGAAGCAGCUUUUCAAGACAAUUGAGCUCAUGGGCCAUGAGGAUAUCGUUAAGAAGUGCCAGCACAUCAACUUUGGCAUGGUGCUGGGCAUGAGCACCCGAAAGGGUAAUGUUAAGUUCCUCGAUGAUAUUCUCCGGGAUGUCGCCGAAAAGAUGCACGAGGUCAUGAAGAAGAACGAGACCAAGUAUGCUCAAGUUGAGAACCCGGAGGCCGUUGCCGAUAUUCUCGGUAUCAGCAGUGUCAUGGUUCAGGACAUGUCUGGCAAGCGAAUCAACAACUACAAGUUCGAUAUGGACGUCAUGACGUCUUUCGAGGGCGAUACCGGCCCUUACCUUCAGUACGCCCAUGCUCGUCUGUGCUCUAUUCGCCGACGAGCUGAGCUUACAGAUGAUGACUUGGCAACUGCCGACUUCAGCCUUCUGACUGAGAAACACGCUUCGGACCUCGUCCGACAUCUCAGCCAGUGGCCUGAUGUCGUCCAGAACACCCUCAAGACACUCGAGCCUACUACUAUCCUGACAUACCUCUUUAAGAUGACCCACGUCCUCAGCUCCAGCUACGAUCAUCUCCGAAUCGUCGGCAGCGAGCGAGAGCUGAUGAAGGCCCGUAUGGGUUUGUACGAUGCUGCCCGAAUUGUGCUCCACAACGGUAUGAGCCUGCUUGGUCUCACCCCUGUUGAGCGAAUGUAA
Molecule: messenger RNA, 1908 nt
Organism: Fusarium sp. VM40
Lineage: Eukaryota; Fungi; Ascomycota; Sordariomycetes; Hypocreales; Nectriaceae
Source: the annotation of a GenBank genome assembly